Molecule: messenger RNA, 819 nt
Organism: Gossypium arboreum
Lineage: Eukaryota; Viridiplantae; Streptophyta; Magnoliopsida; Malvales; Malvaceae
Product: CLAVATA3/ESR (CLE)-related protein 12
Exons: 1
Coding region: 241-567 (108 amino acids)
Source: RefSeq, a predicted model, not a curated record
CAAUGUGUUCCUUGACCGUAAAGGAAGCUUCAUCGGUACAAGAAAUAUGUAGAAAUGGUCCGCAUAUACUGGACCUUCCAUUUUCUCUCUUCUUCUUCCUCCCCCUUAAUAAUAAUAAUAAACAGCCAUUGAAGCACCACCUCAAAGCUAACAUCCACCCUUUUUUAAAAAAAAAUCUCCAAUAAAAACCCUAUGCAAAACCUUUCUCUUCUUCUACAACCCUAAUGAAUCUCCUCAACAAUGGCCAUCAAAGUUAGCACCCAAUACCUUUUCACCACCCUUCUUUCCCUCUCCUUAUUGCUUUUAUUCUUCGGCUGCUCCACUUCGUUCGCCGAUGACGUUAAUAACGGCCGCACCACUUCGAGCAACCGGAAAAUUUUGGCGGCUACCAAAUUCGACUUCACCCCAUUUCUACAUCAUCAUCACAAUCAUCAUCGAUGGCAUCGUCCGAGACACGUUCCGGUUGACAACAUCCGACGACCCGAACCUUCCGGUGACGAGAUUGAUCCGCGUUACGGCGUCGAGAAACGGCUUGUUCCGACGGGUCCAAACCCAUUGCACCAUUGAGGUUUUUCUCCUCUUGUUUUUCUAAUUGUAUGUUUUUUUUUUUUUUUGCAAUGUAUCAUCUUAAUUAUUUUUUAUAAAUUGUAUGAAUUUUAAAUAUACUUGUUCAAAAUUCCAUAAAAUCUUAAAUCAGAUACAGUGCUGAAAAAGAAAACUAUUGGAUCUCUCGUUUAUUUAUUUUAUUAUUACUAAUGUUUGUAAUUUUGGGAUACUAAUUAUGUGUAUAAUAAUUACAAUCUUAUUUUAGCAGUUAAA